UAUGGUCAGGUGAACCAACCUAUAAUAAUCCCUUUUCGUCUCAUUUUGCUCCCACUAACCACACUCGCCCAAACUCACGCCUUGCUCCACAUCCGUUUCGAGUCGCUGGAAUUCAAAGUGUAUGCACUGCCGAUCGCCAAGGUCAUCCAGGAACACAAUUGGGGCGUUGACGUUGCUCAAUCAGGUCUGGUUCACGGCGAACAAGAAGACUACAUGGACAUCCUGAUGAACGAUAUCCAGCGCCGCAAAAAUCAGAUCAAGGCCCGCCGCAACGCUUCCUGGGGAGGCGCCGAUCACCCGCCUCCUCCUCCACCGGUCAUCAAAGGGAAUGACCAAGAGAGCGUUGACCUUACUCAAUCAGGUCAGGACCACAGCGACCAAGAAGACUGCAUGGCCAUCCUAACCAACGCUGUCGAGCGCCAAAAGCUUCGGAUCAGGGCUCGCCGCGCUUCUGGCGGCACCGAUCACCCAGCUCCUCCUCCACCGGUACAAAAUCCGCCAUCAGCAUCUCCAGCCGCACCUGCGUAUCACGAGUGGAGGAAGAGGCAACCAGCCGGACCGCCUACAGGUUCCUCCGGCACCAACACCAAUACCAGCACCAGCACCAAGCCGCCAUCAUUCAAGAAGCCAGCAUCCAUCGUGUGCCGAGUCUGCGGCGUGCGGUGCAUGACGGCGUCCCACCUGAAGAUGCACGAGAUGGGAAGGAAGCACCGGAACAAAGUGGCCUACGCCGCCGGCGAGAUGAACGUGCGGUGCGACGUCUGCGACGUGCCCCUCUUAAGUAAGGUCAACGUCGAGGAGCACUACGCCGGCAAGCAGCAUCUCCAUCGGGUCUUCGCCUCUAGCUCCGGUGCCAGUUCAUAUGUGGCGCGGCCGCCCCGCAACCCAAUAGCCUGACAUGGUCAUACUUAGCAACUUCCCGUUAAGAGUUAAGACUCGGUGAUACUGCCAUCCAACGUUAUUUGAACUUUGAACUGCCUUAGUCGUAUAUGUGGACAGAGUCAGUCUAGCGACCACGUUAUUCGUAUAUUUGGAAUCUGCAACGGAUUACAUAUAUAUUUAAAUUUAUUAGGGCCCUAUUUAUUAUUAUGGUGUGUGCGGUUCUGCUUUA
Molecule: messenger RNA, 1111 nt
Organism: Lolium perenne
Lineage: Eukaryota; Viridiplantae; Streptophyta; Magnoliopsida; Poales; Poaceae
Source: RefSeq, a predicted model, not a curated record